AUGGCGUCACAAGUGAAGUGGUCGUCACGAACUGUGAUCAACAAGGAGGAAGAUAUUGCUGCUUACACAAUCAAGACAGUGGAUGAUCCCAAGACUGUUAACAAAAUCCUCUACAAUAAACCUCCCAAGAACACGUUGUCAAUGAACGAAAUGGUCGCUUUGUGGGAGAAAAAGGUCGGCAAGUCGCUUGAGAAGACUCACAUCUCAGAAGAACUAGUGCUCAAAACUCAAAAGCACCCAAGGCUUAUAAUGUCUCCGGUUCCCAUGAACGUUAUUCUGUCGAUAAACCACUCAGUGUUUGUGAAGGGAGAUCAGACAAAUUUCACUAUAGAGCCUUCCUUUGGUCUUGAAGCCUCUGUGCUUUACCGUGAUGUCAUGUACACAUGCAUUGAGGAGUAUCUCAGUCACUUCGCUUGA
Molecule: messenger RNA, 417 nt
Organism: Brassica rapa (field mustard)
Lineage: Eukaryota; Viridiplantae; Streptophyta; Magnoliopsida; Brassicales; Brassicaceae
Product: isoflavone reductase homolog P3-like
Source: RefSeq, a predicted model, not a curated record